Dicrocoelium dendriticum is the source of this 405-nucleotide messenger RNA. NCBI's taxonomy places the organism in Eukaryota, Metazoa, Platyhelminthes, Trematoda, Plagiorchiida, Dicrocoeliidae. The record is from the annotation of a GenBank genome assembly.
AUGUUCAUGUCAAAAUGUUUACCAAUGUUGGCAAUUGCUUUAACGCCAUGCAAACUGGAGCAUCUAUAUGCCAUCCGGAUUGCCAUGGGAUUCGUCGGAGAUGAUUUAACUGGCAACUGGCUCAGCGUAUAUGACAGUGCAACUGUGGUGAUGCAUAUUGCGGCGACGACCUGCUCGGAAUAUGAAAAGGUGGCGAAUACUGCGAAAAUAUCGGGCUACAAGAACUUCACUUGCGUUGUAAACGGUCCACACAGAGAACAUGUGAAAGUGGAAUUUAUCUUGCGUUUCGAAUCGGAUGAAGUGGACACAUUCAGGUUAACAAAACAUGACUUGGUAAAGCAAAACACAGGAACUGGUUACGAACUUACUAACCUACAUAUUGUAGUCCUAAGUGCUAUACCUUAA